UGGCCCAUAGAGGAUGAACCAGGAUGUGUGUCACAAUAAAGAAGAUGGCGGAGAGCGGCUUCUUCCACUGCGGCGGCGACGACGAGCCGGACCUCACGCGCUGCUUCGUCUGCUUCAAGGAGAUGGAAGGCUGGGAGGCUGAGGAUAACCCCAUGGGGGCGCGGUACCACACCAAGAAGUGCGCCUUCGCCAAGCUGGGCAAGCCCGCCUCGGAGCUGACCAAGGCCGAGAUCGUGAAGCUCAUCAACUUCCAGCAGACGGAGCGGCUGGUGAGUUGA
Pollicipes pollicipes is the source of this 278-nucleotide messenger RNA. RefSeq names its product baculoviral IAP repeat-containing protein 5-like. The transcript has 3 exons. The coding region runs from base 24 to 278 and encodes 84 amino acids. The record is from RefSeq and is a predicted model, not a curated record. NCBI's taxonomy places the organism in Eukaryota, Metazoa, Arthropoda, Thecostraca, Pollicipedomorpha, Pollicipedidae.